GCAGAAACGAGUCGAAGGUGGAAGUAAGAUUAGCUCAUGAGGCUAGGUAGAUUUCGUGAGUAAUUUAUCUAGCUUUUAAAAAAAAAGAUUGUAAUUUUUCUUUAAUGUACAGCUUAACGUUACAUGUUUUUGUUAGAAUAUAUAACGUCAGCUACAUGUUUUGGCAGUUAGGUGGUUGCUGAGGUAGAUAUCUACUUUCCUCUGGGCAUUAAAUGUAACGUUAGCUAACGGUAACGGACAGCAGCCUCUCUCCGGCGUGUAGCUACUCUCCGCCAGGUUAUUUUUUGGUCUUUUUUUUUUAAAAACCGAUUUCUAUAUAAACAUGCCUAUUCAGCUGACAAGCCAGGCUUACUGUAAACUGGUUUUACAUGCUGCCAAGUAUCCUCACUGCGCGGUGAAUGGGUUAUUGGUGGCAGAAAAAACGAAGGAGAAAAAGAAAGACAGCCACAGUGAGCCAGUCUUGUGUGUUGACUGUGUGCCGCUGUUUCACGGCACUCUUGCUCUGGCACCAAUGCUAGAAGUAGCUUUAAAACUGAUCGAUACCUGGUGUAAAGAAAAUAAUUAUGUCAUUGCGGGAUAUUAUCAAGCCAACGAACGCUCAAAGGAUUCGAGACCCAACCAAGUUGCAGAAAAAGUGGCUGCCAGAAUUUCCGAGCACUUCAGUGACGCAGCAAUCGUUAUGGUGGACAGUAGUAGAAUAACAAUGAGCUGUUUUGAGCCCGUUGUGUUUAUCUAUGACCAUCAUGAAAACAAGUGGAAAAGCAGAGAAGUAACUGCCGACUGUUUUGAGGACUGGAGCGAAGCACAGAAGAUCACCUCUGCUCUGUUAGAGGGCAGGUCCUACGAGAACUUGAUUGACUUUGAUAAUCACUUGGAUGAUCUGAGGAAUGACUGGACCAACCCUGUGAUCAACAAGUCUGUCCUGGAUCUGUGCUAAGAGAGUAAGUCCAGAGUUACCCUGGACACGCAGACAGAUAUUGCCACUGUUUCAGCAUGCAUGAUGCUACUUAUUGUGUAGCACGGGAGAAGAAAAAUGCUGAACGCAUGGUGUGUGUUCCAUUAAGAGCCCUUUGUACUGAGGAUAAACUGCAGAGCACUGACCAGUUAGGCCAAAAUCUCUCAAGGGCAAGCGCCAUAUGUGCACUGUUGGCAUGUGUCCGCCUUUAAAAGGUGGUACUGAGGUGAUGAAGGCAAUUGCGUUUUUGACUGCAACUUAAUUCUUUGGGUUUUUUUUUUUUUAAUGGUUUGUGUUAAUUCAUAGUUGUGUGUAAAUUCUAGAGUAUUUGAUUUUUUUUUUCCUCUUAAAUUUUGCAGAUAGUAGCCGUACAGAGAUCAAGUCCGAAAUUAAAGAUUAAGGAGAUGAUUGUACUACUGAGAUAUGAUAUAGAUACAUGUUCUUUAUCAAAGGACUAGUUUGUUUUAAGUCCUGAAACUCGAUUCACAUAGUACUGUAUUCUGAAGAUGUUUAUGGGGAAUUAAUUAAUAAUACUCCUAAAAAUGACAAUAAGGAUGAAAGACAACCAGAGAGAGGGAUCUUUAAAGUUUUGUUUUUUUUAUGAGUGUAUAUUGCAUCCCAGCUCAAGUCCUUCUGCAGAUGCACCAGUAAUAAUAAUGGGAUGAUCGAUUUUAAAUAUUUAUGCAAACAUCUCUAUGAUGUAUGUGUCCUAUUAUUAUCCCCGGCGCACUUCAGAUGGCCUGGCUGAUGUACACAUGACAGCGCUUUUGGUUUAUGAUUGUUAUUCUGAAGGAUUUGUUCUGAAACACAAUACACUGAAUCAGAUAACAGGAAUAUGUGAAUUUUGUUUUAUGUUGUAAGAAUUAGGUAGAGGUUUUUGUUUAUACUUAAUGGCCCAUUCUAAAUUCUACUAUUUAAUAAGUAAUGUUAAAACAUUUAAAUUCUUAAUGUGAGGAUACAGAACUACCUUUGUAUAUGAGAUAAGAAUUAAUCAGUAAGAGCUAAUUACGUUAAAAAAAAUGGAUGUCACAUUUUUUUACAGAUAUUUUAUGAGCUGAAUGUACAAUGAAACCAUCUUUUGAAACUAUGUCUCUAUCAGACUCUUGUUAUUUAGUAAAUUCUUUUGCUAGGUGUUUUAUACCACUGACUGGACUGUUGAGAAAAAGUUGCUAAAAGUACAAAAGCAGUUACUGAUCAGCUUCAGGGCUUAAGCUUUUGCUAAAGCUAAAGCUUAAGCCCUGAAGAAUAAAAUAGCAAUAGAUAAAUAUAGUACUUUUCAAAGUAAGGUGCCUCCACCAUGAGCAACAAUCAAACAUCAAACUGCCACUUGCACCCAGUGCUGGGGAAGAUAUUUGGAAAUCAGAGCUGUGCAAGCUACAAGUACUUCACACUGAGGUUUCAUUACAGCAAACCUAUUCUUUGGAGAAAUGUAGCUACUUAGAAAAAGUAGUUCAAACAAAUUUGUGAAAAUUAAUAAUAAUGGAUUUUUUAAAACACUGUUCACAUGUAAUAUAAAAUUUAAAUAUAAUAAAAUACAAAAAAAGUCACAGGGCAUAAAAAAGUCACUUAAGUGUAUUGCAACAAGGGACCAAUUUUCACAGUUCAUAAGCCAAAACCAUGGUAAAGUGCAAGGAAUGUCUUUGAUUUUGUAAACCAUGUCAAGCAACUGGACCCCUACCUUCCAUAAUACUAUAAGUAAUACAAUACAAAUUUAUAUUCAGAAACACAUUUUGCAUAAUGAGUACUUUUUAUACUUUAGAUGGUCUAUGUUUUGAUGAAAAUACUUACUGUAUGUAGGCUACAUUACUAACAUUUAAAAAAUGUAAUAAAGAGCAGCAAUCCAGUAAAUUCUGCUGUUGUAUGGAUACGUUCCUGAUAUGAAGAACAAAUACACCUUCUGUAACAAAAAGGUAGAAACAUUAGAACACUUAUUAUUUCAAUGCCUACAUGUGACUUUCUUCUGGACUGAUUUUCAGUUGGAUCUCAGACAUUUUGCUCACAGCAUUUUACUUAAAGCACCCAAUUUGUUAGCUAAAUU
Molecule: messenger RNA, 2993 nt
Organism: Plectropomus leopardus (leopard coralgrouper)
Lineage: Eukaryota; Metazoa; Chordata; Actinopteri; Perciformes; Serranidae
Gene: emc8
Product: ER membrane protein complex subunit 8
Cellular component (GO): EMC complex
Source: RefSeq, a predicted model, not a curated record